AUGUCACUGCAAACAAUCAACCGCGAAGCGGAGUAUUACACAGGCACCAUGCCUUCUGUCUUCUCGAGCAACCACACCUUCAACUACUCCUGGGACGAGGUAUCGACCGCCAACUGGCGGAAGUACUGCCCAUGGAACGACAAGUCUACACAUGUCACCGGCGUCGACACGCUGUCGCGAGAUGUCGAUCCCGCGACCGGCAUCCUGCGUACGGAGCGUCUCAUCACCUGCAAGCAAAGUGCCCCGGAAUGGAUCAAGGCAUUGAUAGGGGCUGGUGAUGAGUCACACGUCUACGAGUGCUCCUACGUCGAUCCCGCCAACAAGACCGUGACCAUGGUUUCAUGGAACCUCACUUGGUCAAACGUUCUCAACGUCCAAGAGACCGUCACGUACAAGCCUCUCAAUGAGCACCAGACCCAGUUUGGUCAAAGUGCCCAGAUCACUGCCCUGUGCGGUGGCUGGCAGAGGAUAAAGAACAAGAUCGAGGAGUUUUCGGUCUGUCGCUUCAAGGAGAACGCGAUCAAGGGCAAGGAGGGUUUCGAGGCCGUGCUUGAAAUGAGCCGGAGAGUCUUCGCCGAGGAGAAGCUGCGAGAAAAGCUACAGAUCCAGUCGUCCGCCUUGGCUAUUGCCCAAUAG
Phaeoacremonium minimum UCRPA7 is the source of this 636-nucleotide messenger RNA. RefSeq names its product putative protein msf1 protein. Bases 1 to 636 code for a protein of 211 amino acids. The record is from RefSeq and is a predicted model, not a curated record. Gene Ontology annotation, cellular component: mitochondrial intermembrane space. The transcript has 2 exons. Lineage: Eukaryota; Fungi; Ascomycota; Sordariomycetes; Togniniales; Togniniaceae. Gene Ontology annotation, molecular function: phosphatidic acid transfer activity. Gene Ontology annotation, biological process: phospholipid transport.